GGUGACUCUAAAGAAUAGCGGCCCAAACCGAAACGACCUUCGAACAAAAAAGUGACCUUGAGCAAGGAAUCCGCUGACUAUCAUUUUCGGAAGCAAUCAUGGAUGUCUUCGAUUACUGUUUGGAUAACGGACUGAUAGCUUUGUCGAAAAUUUGCCAAUGCGGAGGAGUUAUGCAUAUACAAAAAUACACAGAGGCCAUUGAUGGCUUUGUAUACAGAUGUAUUGAGUGCCGAAGGAGGAAAUCGGUUCGAGAAGGAACUUUUCUCUCAAGGUCUAAACUACCUUUGAAGAAAAUUUUAAUGAUCUGUAACUUCUGGGUCCUGAAAAGAGCAGUCACAGCUACAGCUUAUGAAACAUUAAAUUCAGAGGUGUCAGCAGUGCAAUGGUACAACUACUGCAGAGAAGUUUCCUCCUGGAAAAUGAACACCCUGACUCAAGUUCUCGGGGGAGUCGGCAGCAUAGUCCAUAUUGAUGAGACUGUACUUAUAAAAAGGAAAUACAACCGCGGGAGAUUGCAAGCAAACCAGCAGUGGAUACUGGGUAUCUACGACACGAUACUGAGCAAAGGGUAUAUAGAAGCGAUUCCCAAUCGCAGUGCAGCAGUAUUAGUACCUAUUAAUAAGCGUUUGGUGUUGCCGGGGACGACUAUUCAAACAGAUGAAUGGAGCGGAUACCGUCAAUUAUCGAAUCAUGGGUACAUACAUCAUGUUGUGAAUCAUACGGACGGUUUCCGGAAUCCUUUGGAUGGAACCCACACCAGUUCCAUUGAAAGUUUUUGGAGUCGUCUAAAAAGACGUAUAAGAGCGGUUAAUGGAUCGAGAAAUCCCAUGGUUUACAGUUACCUGGAUGAAUUUAUGUACCGAAACUGGCUUCGUAUGACUAUGAAGACUCCCAUGAGAAACUGGGAGGUUUUUUGCAACAUAUACGCGAACGCCAUUCUUUGUAACUGUUUAUUAUGAUUGCAUUCCUUUUAUAUAAACCGUUUUUUACAAUUAUGCGCCUUUCUUUUUGAGCCUUCUCAUUGGCCGAAGUUGUCCCUGUCAAGGUCAUUUUUGCGUUGAAAGGUCGUUUCGGUUUGGGCCGCUAUUCUUUAGAGUCACCCG
Molecule: messenger RNA, 1103 nt
Organism: Trichobilharzia regenti
Lineage: Eukaryota; Metazoa; Platyhelminthes; Trematoda; Strigeidida; Schistosomatidae
Source: the annotation of a GenBank genome assembly